This is a messenger RNA of Anthostomella pinea, 1794 nucleotides long. Lineage: Eukaryota; Fungi; Ascomycota; Sordariomycetes; Xylariales; Xylariaceae. The record is from the annotation of a GenBank genome assembly.
AUGGAUCACUUCAAUGCUACAGUCUUCAACGGGUCAAUGGUAGCCACCCGGAAGGGCUUCCAAGUGACCAAGCAGAAACACAAGGGCACCGCAUUCGUCAACUCCUCGGUACAGAAUGCCGAACAGCAGAAACCAAAGCAGCUCUGCUCGCUGCCUUUCCGAAACACACAACUCACGUUCAUCACCAACGGCGCGAAUGAUGGGAAACUAGCGCCUCCACGACGACGAACAGGAAGAUCUAAAUCACCCUCAGACAAGCCACUCGGGUCUGGAGUCACCAAGGCCAAGAGGCUUUUCAAGACUUCGUCUAGCCGUCGGUCAAGCUCUUCCGCUUCAUCCACGGCUUCCGUGUCUUCAGAAGAGCGCCUGAUCGACAGUGGUCGAGGAACUCCCGAGCUACUUACGGCUCCUUGCGUACAACCACUGUCGCUACCUGCCUGGGCAUCCUACAGGCUACCCGAAAGCUUGCCGAGUUCGAAAAAGAGACUUCUCUUCAUGUGCCUCGCUUUUGCACCGAGUGAUGAGUUCUCCUACGACGAGGCUAGACUAUUAGAGCAAGACCCUUGGAAACUACCCGAGAUGCACGUCUGGUCGGUCCAGGAUCCCACCAGCCUACAUUGCGCGAUAACACUCGGGGCUUUGUUUGAUGGCAUGAGUGCGGGAAAACGGGACACGCCAGACCUUCUAUCAUUGUCAUCUCAGCUGUCUUCCAUCAUCAAUCGAAGGCUCAACGACAAUACGCAGACCGGGCUUUCCCGUGACGUGACGAUACAUGCUGUGGCGACGAUGGCAAUCCUUGCGGGAUACGGUGGGCAACACGAUCACUGGCAUGUGCACAUGAAUGGUCUGCUACGAUUAAUUGACCUAGUUGGUGGCCAACACAACAUGAAUCCUCGCACGAUACAUACGAUCCGCACGGCCGACUUGGUAGGAGCUAUCUCGGCAGCUACUAAGCCCUGCGUUCCGUUCAUCAGGCGCCAGAUUCCACUACAAUCCCCAAGCCCUCUUAUCGAUGACGAGAGAAUCGUCACACGCCUUACACACCACUUGUCCGGUUGUGGCAUCCAGCCCUCCAUCAUCAAAACGCUCAGCGAAGUGGCGAUUUAUAGUCGAUGUGUCUCCUUAUGUGGAGAUGACAGGAGAUCAUUGCACCUCGAGCCUGGAGUGAUGAUCGAACACUACCACUAUUUGGAAUAUGAGCUUCUCUCCUACCCGGAACCAUUGCGAGCACUCGACCAGGUGAUAUCGCCCACGACUACCCGCAGACUAGCCAUCAACGUCCCUUCCGGGACGCCCUUUCCACGCAUGGACCCUUCAGACACGUGUACCAAGGCCAUCGAGUCCGUAAUACGCAUCAUAGCCUUGAGGUUCCUGCGCGAACCGACAUUCGACCUACCUUGUGGCGAAAUGAUACAGUGCCAGAUGUUCAGGGAGCUCCUGGAGGACAUUCUCGCCUACCGAUGCAGGCAGACAUCCGCAGAUCCACUUAUCGAUCCCCUUCUACAGGAAGACUCGAGUGAUCCACAACGCCCGACGCUCAUCUGGAUAUGUCUUGCGGUCUACGGACAAUCGAUACGGACGACACUUACAUCAGCGAAUGAGCAGGAGGCAGCUGUGAAACUGGUGUGCCAGAAACUUCUCCGACAGGUGCUAGGUUCAGAGGCGUCCGCGAAUCCGGAACUGGUAUCUGAGGAAGACCUCGGGGUGUUCCACCUCCUGGAUUUGCGAAGCCAUAAGAAGCCUCGACGGGAUGCGAGAGAAGUAAUCAGGCAUCUUCUGGGACUGGGCAGCUAG